Molecule: messenger RNA, 2352 nt
Organism: Peromyscus californicus insignis
Lineage: Eukaryota; Metazoa; Chordata; Mammalia; Rodentia; Cricetidae
Product: KIAA1191 ortholog
Cellular component (GO): cytoplasm
Source: RefSeq, a predicted model, not a curated record
CGGUCUGGGCUGUGGUUCGGCUGCCAGCCGGCUGCAGUCCUCCGUCGGGAAGCUUCACGAUGGCUCUUUUCUGCUCAGCUCCGCAGCCUCUUGGGCCAUCUGGAGCCUCGGAACCUCUUUAGUGCCGGAGUUGGGGCCGCAGGCGGCGGGCGAGCAGCUCUUGUGCCCAGUGGGCCUCUAGGCAAGAUGUCCCUGCCCAUCGGGAUGUGCCGCCGGGCAUUCAGCUAUGAUGAUGCCCUAGAGGACCCUGCGCCCAUGACUCCUCCUCCAUCGGACAUGGGCAGCAUCCCCUGGAAGCCAGUGAUUCCAGAGCGCAAGUAUCAGCAUCUUGACAAGACAGAGGAAGGAGUGGCCAGUGUCUCUUCCCUUGCUGUGAUUCCAUCAACAGCCACUGACAAUUCAGACAAGGCUCCUGUGGUGAAGGCUAAAGCUACCCAUGUCAUCAUGAAUUCCCUGAUCACAAAACAGACUCAGGAGAGCAUCCAGCGUUUUGAGCAACAAGCAGGACUGAGAGAUGCUGGCUACACACCUCAUAAGGGCCUCACCACUGAGGAGACCAAGUACCUCCGAGUGGCAGAAGCACUCCAUAAACUAAAGCUGCAGAGUGGAGAGACAACAAAAGAAGAGAAGCAUCCUGCAUCAGCCCAGUCCACUCCGAGCAGCACCCCCCACUCAUCCCCCAAGCAGAAGUCCAGAGGCUGGUUCCCCUCUGGUUCCUCCACAGCCUUACCUGGCCCAAAUUCUCACACUAUGGAUCCUGGGAGUGGGAAUGACAAGAACUCAGCAGAAAAGUGGAGCCUCUUUGGACCGAGGCCCCUGCAGAGGUCUGACUCUGGUUUUGCCAUCCAGGCUUACAAAGGUGCCCCAAAACCCUCUCCUAUGGAGCUAAUGCGUGCUCAAGCCACACGAGUAGGUGACGAUCCAGCAACCUUCAAGCCGCCUAAGAUGGAUAUCCCAGUGGUAGAAGUGAAGAAACCACCACCUCGAACCCAUAAUCUCAAACCCCGUGACCUGAAUGUGCUCACACCCACUGGCUUCUAGAAUGCUUUCUGUCCAGGGUCUGCAACUUUCCCUGGGCUCUGACAUAGGAGUGAUGUAGUUAACUGGAGGCUGGAGUGACAUUGUGCAGAUUGUCUUUGUGUGAGAGAAACCAUUUUGCACUGCUUUCAAGUUGGUGGAAAAUGUCAGUGGUGCUGAGUGGGGCCUCACUUUUUUUUUAAAAAAUCAUUUAUCCUAGAGGAGAAUUUGGCCUUUGCUUUCUUAGGUAAAUAGUGCUGGUGUGCUUCCAAAACUAUCAACAUGAGCAGUUACAAAUCAUGAUAGAGGUGCCCACCAACUCAUUUGGACAGCCAUGGCUUCCUGAUAUGCUUGAGUCUUGUGAGUGGGCUUGGACUUGUCUGAGAGCUGGGUACAGCUCAUGACCACACUUGGCAGGACCCUGGCUCUCUAAGUUGAACCCCGGGUUCUUUUUCCUGAUUAGUCCAGUGUACAGUUGGAGGGUUGUCUAUCUGCUGUGUCACAGAACAAACACUAGUCUCGCAUGGCGUCUUUUGCACUUUAACAUGAAAUUAAUUGAGCUCCUAAUUGAGUCUACUGGUUUCAUGCUGAUAAAUGACUCCUUUUUCCCUUCCCUUACUGGGUCUUGCUCAUGCUAGGCAAGUGCUCUACCACUGAUUUUUACCCCUAGUUCCUGAAUCCUAAGCUUUUUUUUUUUUUUGGUUUUUUUCGAGACAGGGUUUCUCUGUGUAGCUUUGAGCCUCUCCUGGAACUCACUUGGUAGCCCACGCUGGCCUCGAACUCACAGAGAUCCGCCUGCCUCUGCCUCCCGAGUGCUGGGAUUAAAGGCGUGCGCCACCACCGCCCAGCUUUUUUUUUUUUUUAAAGUUGUAUGUGUUUUGUUUUUUGAGAUAGGGUCUUACUAUUGGCUAGGCUGGAACUCACUCAGUAGACUCAAAGAGAAGAUCUACCUGCCCCUGCCUCCAGUGCUGGGAUUAAAGGCGUAUACCACCACACCCAGCUCAAGCUUUUGUUAAAGAUAGGUACAAUUGGAUUAUAGUCUUCAGGUUCAUCUGAACUUGGUGUCACCUUAUUGUGAUAACCUUGAGAGCAUUUUCCACCAAGUUAGCCUCAUAUGUUCAGUAACAUAUCUUACUGAGGAAAGGAUUCUCAUUGUUCACAGGUCUGUUGGUCUUGCACACUGUCACAUUCGCUUGCUAGAUCAUUUUAGAUAUUAGUCUGUUUACAUAAUGAGCUAACCUCACAGAGAAGCUCUGGAGUCUAAGAUUGUUGUAAAAAUUAAUUUAUUUGUGUUAAUCUUGUAUUGACAAUAAAAAUCUUUACUACUUUCUCAAA